AUGCAUUUUAGGAGAUACCAAGACAAACCUCUGAAGUUAGUAAUUAGUCUUGUUUGCCUUUUUCCAAAAUUCUUUUUUGGCGAUUUAAUUUUUAAGCGAGUUGUCAUGGCUGUGAAUACAUUAAUACCAGCCAGUGCUAUGAAUUUUACAGAAAACCAGCAAGCAUGUAUUGUACUAGAAAAAUUAUGGAGCCAACGAGAAGCAGGUCGAUUUUGUGAUGUUGUUCUUCAUGUUCAAGGACAAAAAUUUCAAGCCCAUCGAAAUGUACUAGCAGCCUGUAGUCCAUAUUUUGAUUCUGUGCUAAAAACUCAUAAAGUUAUUAAAGAGCAGUUGACAGUUACCUGUCAAAAUCUUGAUGCAUUCCAGUUAUUGUUAAAUUACAUGUAUACAGGAGCAGUUGUAAUUGAUAAGAAUAAUGUCUCUGAAUUGCUGAGGUUAGCAAAUCAUUUUCUUGUGGCUAAGUUAAAAAAUUAUUGUGCUGAAUACCUUGAUCGCUAUCUGGACCCUUCCAACUGUUUGACUGUCAAAGAAAUGGCAGAAAAAUACAAUCUUCCAGUUUUGCAAAAGAAUGCAGCUGCUUUUAUUCAUAAUCAUAUUGUUGAAGUUUUUGAUCAAAAUGAAAUAUUGGAAUUUCCGUUUACUAAGUUAGAAGCUUUUUUUAAAGAAAAGCAGUGUUUAAUUCCACAGCAUGUUCUAUUAAGCUUCAUAUGCAAAUGGGUUGAUCAUGAUGUAAGUAAAAGAGAAAAUGAUUUAAGGACUCUAUUGACAUUUAUCAACUGGAAUUCAGUUGAACGUCCAUUUUUGGAUGACCAUUUGAAAACCUGCAAUUUAUUUCGAAAAAAUCCAAAAUGUAUGUACAUUUUAUUAACAUGUUUAGAAGAAAACAAGGUAGAAUUGUUUGAGUUUCAAUCUAUAUAUGACUCCCUGAAGAGUCAGUAUGGGCCUGGUGGUUCUAGUGUUGAUAAUGAUAGCUUUAUGAAUAUUGCUAUAUCAGCAGCAAUUCAUGGACUUCAAAAGUUUCCAGCUACAAACAGUACAGAAGAAAAUACCCCUAUUACUGUUGCUCCUUUGGAGAAAGACCCUGUAAAAGAGAAACCACCUGCACCACCUAUAGAAGAACCAGCAAAAGUAUCUUCUGAUAAUGAAGAAACAAGCAAUAGCAGUUUUGACAAUACAGUUCCAGAUGGGGGUGCUGAUAUUGAUUAUGAUGAUGAUAGUCAGACUUCAGAGGAAGAGAAACCAUUAUCAACUCCUAUGGCUGGCAAUCGUCGGAAAGUUGCACCACGAAAACUAAAAUUAAAGUCUCCUUCUCGGAAGAUUACUAUGACAACUAGACGAUCUGCACAAAUACAGAAAACAGUGCCUCCUAUCAAAAUUACUAGAAAGUCUUCUGGUAGCAUAUCUGCUAAACCCGCUGUUAAGAAUGCUUCCAAAGCACCCAAACAGAAUGCAAAGCCAUCUAAGUCCCUGGCAGUUUCUAAGCAAGUUCAAGUUACUUCCAAUUCCAGAAGUAAAAAAGCCCUGGCUAAACCAACGAAAAAACGCUAUAUUUCAGAAACAGAUUCUGAUGAUGAUGAUGACGAUGACGACGAUGAUGAAGAAGGAAGUUCAAGUGCUACAGAUUCUAGUGUUGAAGAAUCUGUAAACGGCCAUUCCAAUAAAUCAAAGUGGAAAGAUGGUGUUAAAUGUCCUAAUUGUUCUUAUAUUGCCCACAGUAGUGUUCGAUUAGAACAGCAUGUGUCUCGUAUCCAUGCUAAAGAUGUCACAUACAAAUGUAAGGUUUGUGAUUUCACGUGCAAAUGGAAUCGAGAAUAUUAUUUACAUAUGAAGACACACUUUCAAGGCCCACCAUUUCGGUGUGAAACCUGUGAAUAUACAUGUGAUCGUAUUCAAUUUUUGUUGUCUCAUCGCAUGAGACAUACAGAUGAGCGUCCUUUUAAAUGCGAUGAAUGUUCUCAUCGCUGUAGAACCAAAGCAAAUCUUGAUUGUCAUAUGAGAUGUCAUACUGGUGAAAAGCCUUAUCAAUGUGAGCAUUGCGAGCGUCGCUUUGCUAUCAAAGCAAGUUUGGAUCAACAUCUUGCAUCACAUCGUGAAGAUCGACCAUUUUUAUGCGAUACAUGUGGUUUCAGUACAAAAUAUCAAUCUCAUCUGUUUUCUCAUAAGCGAAUUCACACUGGUGAUGUUUUUCGUUGCCAUUUCCCAAAUUGUAAGUACAGUACUCCUAAAAAAAGCCAGUUAGGAUCUCAUCAUCGAACUCACACAGCUGUGCGGUCCCACAUUUGUUCCAUAUGUGGUAGAGCUUUUAUUGAAAAAAGCCAUCUUGUUAGGCAUGAAAGAAUACAUCUGAAUGAAAAGCCUUUUAAAUGUGAGCAUUGUGAUUACUGCAGUUCAAGAAGAGACAAACUGAAGGAACAUUUUCGUAAGCAUCAUGGUGAAAAUGCUACAGCUAAAGGUCCUUACAGACCAAGAAAACAGAGGAGGCAGGGCUAUGAAGUUAGUGUUUAUUCUCCUCCUAACAAUAAAAGUGCACCUGCAGAAGCAGAAAACCAACUUCCUCCUCAACAACACAUUGAAUUACAAACAGCUGUUUCAGCAAUUGGAACUAAUAAUCCUCCUCCAGCUCCAGUUGUCUAUAGUUAUGAAUCUUCUCAUCAAGAUACUCUUCAUAGUCAUGCAGCUGUUGCAUUACAGCAGCUUGGAGCAGCUGCAGCCCAUAAUUAUCAAGUAGCAUUUAUGGAACAAAGACAUCAUCAACCGCAUCAUCAUCACCACCAUCACCACCAACAUAAUCAGCAUCCACAUGCUCACCCUCAUGUUGGACCAACUCCGCCUUCUGCUGUUCCUGCUAUGAUGACUGAUCAGAAUAGAGUAAAUGUUGUGGCUGUCAGUUCACAUGAUGGAACGAAUGUAGUUGGGCAACCAUCUGAGUUCAGUCCAUUUAUGUCUUUUAUGUAACAUUUUCUACUGCAGGACGUCUGAAGAAAAGUAUAUGUAGUUGUCUCUUGUGGCUUUAGGAAUUCUACUUGUGAUUGCAAUAAUAUUUGAACAGUUAUUGUUAUAAGAUAUACCAUGUCAAGCAAUGCAUUUAAAUCAUAUUCUUGAUUUCCAUCUAGUUUUUAUAACCAACUUAUAUUUGUGUAUUAUAUGUUACUUAGAGAUUCAUAAUUUUUCUAAAGUGCAAAAGCAAAUAAGAACUGCAAGUAAUAAAAGCAAAUAAUUGUUAAUUGUUUUGUUAAUGAAAUUUUUGAAACUAAUAUUGUUGUCAGGUAAAAAGUAAAACUUCCUGAGAAAGUAAUUGUCAAUUUUCAGAAAAAUCUUUUUUGCUUGUUAAAUUUACUUGUUUAUGUCCUGAUUUGUAUGUGUUAUAUGAAUUUAAGUAGUAUGAUAACCAUUUUUUUAACCAAUUUUUCAAGAAACUUUUAGUUGUGAAUAGUCUUUAAUAUUUAACUCCUGUUAACUGUGCUUAUUAAUAAGUAAAAAUACUUGUGUUGAAGGGGAUGAGGUAGUAUUUCUUUGGUCCAAAUAUGGGAAUAAUCAAACCUUUUGUGAGAUAUUAAUUUGUAUAUGGAUAUUUUAUUGCAUAUAUUAUAUGAAUAUAUUUUUUUUUUCAAAAAAUGCAAUAAUUUUACGUGGAAACUGUUUUUGAAAGCAGAUUUUUAAGAGCAAAAUUCAGAAGAUUGUCUUUAUCGUUUUGAUGAUUCCAAAGAAUCUUUUGAAGUUGUUGGAAAUAAACCAUUUCUAUGCAAAAGCCUUGACAGACAGAAAAAUAAAGAAUAGAAUGUUAUUUCAUAAUUUUGUCUAAGAGUAAAAAUUGUUUUGAAAUUUUUGAAAUUGUGAUAUAUUUUCUUGUGAUGAAAUUUCCAUAUAAUAAGGGGGAAAUCUGUGCCAAUAAGAAUUGUUCUUGUUUUUUUAUUAAUGAAUUAAUACCCAAGUUGACAUAACAAUAAAAUAUGCAUUUAUGAUGUUUUUAAGGAAGACCUAAAAAGAUCUUGGAUGUUUGCAUCAGUCAGUGCUUGGUUCAGCAUUGUUUUGUAUGCGUUUAAGUAUAAAAUAUGUUUUAAAUAUUUUCUUAAGUUUAUUUGUAUGAUGAGAUGCUGCCAGUUAAUCAUUUGUUCUUCUAAUUGGACCUUUAUUCUAUAGUUAUUUUUAGUUUUAUUAAUGAUUAAGUGAUGUGUGAAGGUUUCACAUCCAAUCUUUUGCAUUCAUGGUUUUUUUUUUUUGUUUUUUUUUGUUUGUUAUAUUGACCUCUUGAGCAGUUAUUGAUUUAAUAUAUGGAUUGAAAAACUUUUUAACAUGUUAGAAAUGUUGCAUAACUGAUAUUAAAUUUUAUUGAUAGCAUUUUGCUUCUUGAUCAACAAUUAGAUUGCUUAUAUUCUGUAAAAGAUAUGAAAAUUUUUAUAUACCUAGUCACAUAUUAGAUUCUUAUUCUUUUUUCUUUUAUGUAUACCAAUGCAUUAAUUUAAAAAUAUUGUACUGAUUGAAAGAAAAUUGCCGAAGCUUAAUGUUAAGCAGCUAAUGCGUGUAGAUACAUAUAAUUUAUGUUGUAGGUAUGUUAUAAAUCUCAUCUUGAAUCUUUUCAGUGAUGACAAAAUCAAACUGAAUUUAUUUUAUGAAUUUAAAACUUCAUUUAUCUUUUGAUCUUUAUACAUUUUUAUCAUACAAUGGUCUAUCUUGAUUAAUUUCUGUUUUAAAUUUUUGAUGUUAGUGAGAAAUAGUUGCAAUUGAAAAAUAUAUUUUAUUAAUAUUACACUUUCAGAAAAAUAUUUUGAAGAAUAUAUUAUUUAUUAUUAUUACAAUGUCUGUAAAAUACAUCAUUUUAUUUAUUUUAUACUUAAUUUCAGAUGAUGCUUGCCUCUCUAUAUAUACGCAGAAAUAAUUUUGUUUCAAGUGCUUUAUCUAAAAAUAUUUAUAUAUAAUUUUGUUAAUAAUGAUGCAAAUUAGCAAAUAGAACAUGCUUGCACCAAGACUGGCAAGAGAAACAGUAUGAAAGAAAUCUGAGUGACAGCAUCCUUUAUCACCUUAUUUGUUUCAUUAUUAACAAAAUGUUGAAUUUUUUGAAUAUAGAAACAUAUAGGUUCAGGAAAGGUGCUGGCAUCAAGACUUUUUAUUCUGUUAUUUCUUAUGAGUGUGAAACCUAUUUAUUCUUAUGUUAUGAGGGAAUAAUGUUCAAAUUAUUUAUAAUUAUUAAAAUGCAGGGAAAAGUUUUAUAAAGCAUUCAACAAACCAAGCACUUAAAAAAUUUGUAUUUUAAAACUGAUUUAUAUAAUCAGGAAAAUGAUUUGUCUCUUCAUUUUAUUUGAACUAGAGGUGUGAACUAAAUAUAUAAUGAAAGAAAUGUUACUUGUAUAUUUUUGUUUGUCAAGUAAUUGUGUCUUGUCCAAAACUGUAGCAUUGCUGACUUAUCCGGUGUGAGGUGAAAUAUUUUACUUGUUCUCUUCAUUUAUUUUCCUUGUGAUUUAGUCAUUUUUAUUGCUUAGCCAUUAGUACCUUUAAUAAUAUCAAGAUUGUAUGCUUGUUUCAUUGUUAACUAAUGAAUUAAUUUUUUUUUCCAUUUUUAAUUGAACAUUUGAUACUUACAACUUUUUUUUUUUUAAAGAUGUAAGGGUAAGUCAUGAAUACUGUGUAUGUUUUGUAAAUGGUCAGUUUCCUGGUUUUUUUUUUUCUUUACAGUAGUUAUCAAAAAAAGAGCCUUAUAGAUUAAAUGUGGUAUAAAAUUGCCUACAAAUUUUCUGGAUUCCAUUCGAAACUGCACACUUCUUCAUGUCCUAAACAUUGGCCAAGUGACAUAUGCUCUGGAACUAGUUGCAAUCCUUCAUCACAUUUUCUUAUACACAUAGAAACUAAUCUAGCCGAAUUUAUUUCCUAUAUUCCCAAGCCCAUUUAAAAUAAAUUACAAGAAAUCUGAGAUUUAAGUGAGAUUUCUGAUAAAUUUGCUGAAAUUAAAGCAAAUAAAAUAUAGCAAUAUUAAUUUUGUUUUCUUUUAUAUUAAUAAUAAUGUGUUAUAAGUACUACUAUUGAAAAUGGUUCUCUUAAUUCAGAGAACUGGAUGCAUUUAUGUUGACAGAAAUUAUUCAAGCAAUAAUUUAUGAUAUCAGUGCCUUUUUAGUGUCGGUGAUCAUCUAUACCUUGCAGCUAAAAACUGUAAGUUUUAAAUCAAAACUGUAUGUUGAAUAAGAAAGGCAGUGUUUGCCCUUUAGUGUGACUGUCUUGUGUAAUGAAACUUUUGUAUGCAAUGUUUUGUAUGCUUGCUUUAAUUUACUGUUUAAUCUUCAUGUGAAAAAAGCAGGUGUGAACAUUAUGUUCUAGUUAUUCCAUAGUAUGAAAUGCAAAUAUAGUGAGAUAAAUGCAUUAAAAAAUAUCAGAGGAAAAUAUUUUUUCAACUUUUAAUUUAAGAAAUAUGCAGAAUGCAUCCAAUGUCAGUUUUUCAUAAUAGACCAUUGUCUCAAGAUUGUUUUGUAGCCCCUUCUUCUUUACAAAGUUGUAAAUUUGCCUUUGCCUUUGCCUUAAUACUGAGAAGGUGGUGAAUAGAUUUUCCUUUCCUGGGUCCAAGGAUAUGAGGCAAGUUCUUAUGUGAAAAACUGCCAGUUAGCAUAUUUACUGCACAACUGGGAAUCAUAUUGUCUGGGACAUGCUGUAUUGGACUAUUUUAAGUCUAAACUUGCAUAAUUAUAGCAAUGCAUAUUGCUAGUGAGAGGUGAGUGAAUUUGAAAUAUUAUUUCAUUGCAAACAGACUUACAAUAUUGAGAUGUUUGAAAUAUAUACAGAGCUAUCUUUAACUAAAAAAAAAAAAAAAAAAAAAAAGUAAGACAUUUUCUCUUUAUAUUGUAAAUGUUUGUAUGUAUUAUAUUUUUUAUAAAGUGUUACUUUUUCAAACAAUCACCUUCACUGCCAUAUAUAAACAAAAAGGAAGUGCUGUUUAUUUCAAGAUCUCAAGAUUAACACUUCUAGAUGAUUGUACUUCGCUCAGGGGUGGUAUGCAGAAAGUUGAACGGUUAUUACGUCUCCCAAUUUCAUGUAUAAUCUGCGUUCACUCUAUUACUAAAUGGAUACAUUUCUUCUUUCAUCUUCCCUCUUGCCUUUUUUAGAUGAAAUAAACAAGUCGUAAUGCAUGCGCAAAAACACAGAGGGCUUCCGAUUACGAGAAUAAACAUUUGCUUUUCUAAACAAAACAAAACAAACAAAAAUAAAUAAAUUAAUAAUAAUAAUAAAUCGAAACUGAAGAUAAAUGUAUGAUAAGAAAAUAAUUUUAUCUUAUAAAUAAUACAGGAUUGCUUAUUGUGAUUUACAAAAACUACUCUCGGAUUUUUCAUCAAAUUAUACAAAUUUAUAUUUCAAAGGAAUUCUGCUGUAUUGAUAUUGUAUAAUCUCAGAAGGUAGUUUAUCACAUUCAUUUUUCUUUUAUUUUGAAAUUAGAGUGUAUUGAAUCUUUUUCUUGAGAUUGCAGUAUCAGCGAAAAAUAAUGGAGAUAUUUUUUCAUUCAUGUUUAUAUUUGGAAACUGACCAUUUACAUAGUAUUCAAAACUUGAGUACCUAUAUUGAAGAAUUUGUAUAUUUUUAGUUUUUCAGAUUGAUUAUAAGAUUGUAUUAAAAGUGGUACAAUUUAACUUAUCUAGGUAAUUUUGACAGAAAUUUGAAUUAUAAAAGUAUUUAUUAUUAUGAAACUUAUUUAUUAUUUUAACAAACCAGCAAAAGUACAAAAUUUUGCACUGUGAUCGACUUUUGAUGAUAAUAAGGUCAUCUGAAAUUAUGUUUUUUCUUUUUCUUUUUGCAAAGUUUAAUGCAGGGGGAAAAAAAAAGAGGUUUUAAUCGAUUUAUUUUUAGACAUGGCUCGACGUCUGAUGAUAAUAAAGUCAUCAGAAAUUAUGGAGUUAAGUUUUUUUUUUUUUUUUUUUUUUUUCCUUUUUUUGCGAAGUUCAAUCCAGUGAAAAAAAAAAAAGAGGUUUUAAUCAAUUUAUUUUUAAACAUGUUGUAUAUUUGACAAUUGAAAAACUCAGUAUGUUUAUUAAUGCUUUUGUAAAUAGCUAGUGAUGGCCAUAUUUUAUCAGCAUUUUUUAGGUAUUUGUUAUUUGCUUCUUUGUUAAUGUUUGCAUAUUUUGUUUCAUUGUUAGACCUGUUUUGACGUAAAUGAAAGUCAGCAAAAGAUACUGUACAAUUGUCUUGUCUGUUGCUAAUAUACUCAUCGACCUACAUGUACUCUUUAAUAAUUUGCAUUGCCCUUUUUAUUAAUGACUGCCUUAAAACAUUCUGCUUGACAUAAGAAAGCUUAUUUUUUAAUAAAAUAGCUAAAAUUUUGAAA
Molecule: messenger RNA, 8296 nt
Organism: Argiope bruennichi
Lineage: Eukaryota; Metazoa; Arthropoda; Arachnida; Araneae; Araneidae
Exons: 3
Coding region: 1-2955 (984 amino acids)
Biological process (GO): regulation of transcription by RNA polymerase II
Cellular component (GO): nucleus
Molecular function (GO): DNA-binding transcription factor activity, RNA polymerase II-specific; protein binding; RNA polymerase II cis-regulatory region sequence-specific DNA binding
Source: RefSeq, a predicted model, not a curated record